AUUGGUUGGAUGUGGUACUUGGAGAUGUUGAGCUGGCUCCUUCCCCCCAUGUCCCUGCACACACACAGGGGCGGGUGGUGCGGGCGGGAGAGGGAGGCAGCGCUCAGCCCCGGCGGUGCCGGCGGGGUUACCCCCAGUCCCUGCCUGCCCGCCACCGUCCCCGAACCGCUCCUGCUGUUGGGCUGCUGCCUGCGGCCUCAGGACCCGACCGAACCGGGCCGAGGGGAACGAGGGCGGCUGCUGGAGGCGGCCGAGAUGAUGGCGGAGGGCAGCGGUGGGCAGGCGCGGAGAAAGGCGCUGUCCCUGCUGGAAGCGGCCCGAUCCCGUUACGAGAGCCUGCAGAUUUCUGACGACGUCUUCGGGGAAUCGGGCCAGGACAGCAGCGGGAACCCUUUCUACAGCACCUCGGCUGACUCCCGCUCCGCUGCCUCUUCCCAGGAUGAGGAGGAGGAGGACGAAGAGGACGAAGGGCGUCCCCAAGGGCCCAGCCCGCGGGGUCGGGCGGUUCGGCGCCGCGUCCCCAGGGUUGCGGUCACCCCGGCGGAGCGGCGGAGGCAGCGGCAGAGCGGCGGCAGCGCCGUCCCGGGCGGCCCCGGCCCUAUGGAGGAGGAGGAGGAGGAGGAAGCGGAGAAGGGGGGUUGGACCCGGUCGCUGCGAGAUGUCCCACCCCCUCACUUCAAGGAUGGAAGCGGUCCAACACGAAAAAUGCCCCUGACUGCCAGUGCCAUGGACUUUUUUCAGCUCUUUGUCCCUGACAACGUGCUAAAGAACAUGGUGGUCCAAACCAACAUGUAUGCCAAGAAGUACCAGGAGAGGUUUGGCAGUGAUGAAGCCUGGAUUGAUGUCACCUUGACAGAAAUGAAAGCCUUCCUGGGCUACGUGAUCUCAACCAGCAUCCACCACUGCGAGUCCGUCCUCAGCAUCUGGAGCAGUGGCUUCUACAGCAACAAGAGCAUUGCACUUAUCAUGACCCAAUCCCGAUUUGAGAAGAUCCUGAAGUACUUCCAUGUCGUGGCCUUCCGUUCCAGCCAGACAACCCACAGCCUCUACAAAAUCCAACCUUUUCUGGACUCUCUGCAGAAUGGCUUUGACUCCGCUUUCCGACCGUCGCAAGCCCAGGUGCUACACGAGCCCCUGAUUGAUGAGGAUCCUGUUUUCAUUGCCACCUGCACGGAGAGGGAGCUGCGGAAGAGGAAAAAGAGGAAAUUCAGUCUUUGGGUUCGGCAGUGCUCAUCCACUGGUUUCAUCUGCCAGAUUUAUGUCCAUCUCAGAGAAGGGAGUGGUGCUGAUGGGCUGGAUGCUCUGAAGAACAAACCACAGCUCCAUAGUAUGGUGGCCAAAAACCUUUGUCAGAAUGCCUCUGGGAAGAACUACAUCAUCUUCACUGGCCCAAGCAUUACCAGCCUGAACCUCUUUGAAGAGUUUGAGAAGCAAGGGAUUUACUGCUGUGGGUUGCUGAGUGCCAGGAAGAGUGACUGCACAGGUCUACCUCCAUCCAUGCUCAACAACCCUGAAACUCCCCAGUCCAGAGGACAGUACAGGAUAAGAAUGAAGGGAAACAUGUCCUUGAUCUGCUGGUACAAUAAAGGACAUUUUCGUUUUCUGACCAAUGCCUAUUCACCAGUUCAACAAGGAGUUAUAAUUAAGAGGAAAAGUGGAGAAAUUCCAUGCCCCUUGGCAGUUGAAGCCUUUGCUGCUCACCUCAGCUAUAUCUGCAAAUAUGAUGAUAAAUACAGCAAGUAUUUCAUUUCCCACAAACCAAACAAGACCUGGCAACAAGUGUUCUGGUUUGCCAUCAGCAUCGCCAUAAACAACGCCUACAUCCUCUACAAAAUGUCAGAUGCCUACCAUGUGACAAGGUAUAGCCGUGCACAGUUUGGGGAAAGACUUGUAAAGGAGCUUCUGGGCUUGGAAGACACCUCACCCUCCCAUUGAUGCAUUCUUCUUGGUGGCCUAAGCAGGGGAUGGAGGGGGAGCAGAAGAAGAAGAAGAAGAAACCACACCUGGAAUGGCAAAGCAAGGAACUUGUGACACCACCCGUGCUGUCCUUCCCCAGAAAUGCCAAGUGAUGCUACUAGAAAGGGGGGGAAACUUUGUUCCAAUAGUAGCUGGAUGUAAACUUCCCUCCAGAAAGUGCUACUGGAAAAGCUGACACACACAAAAAAAUAAUCAUAGAAUCCUAGAAUGGUUUGGGUUGGAGGGGACCUUAAAGAUCAUCUCGUUCUGACCCCCCCUGCAUGGGAAUGCCCAGUGGGCACCUGUACACCAGAAACAGACUUCAAUUAUUCAUCUCCCAAUACUCUCUGUGGAACAAAACCACCCAAGGGUCAUCUUGUAAAGUUCCCCUGGGGCUAAGGGCUUGUCAGAAGCUGGCAUAGCUCAGCAGUCUUAGGUGGGCAUUACAGAAAACUCUCUCCCUUCCUUGGAGUUGGUUUAAUUCUGGCAAUUCUGGGACAAGGAAGGUGAGUGUGCAGCAUGGGCUGGGGAUGCCACCUCUGCUCUCCUCCCAGUGUGCUGAUGGAAGCUGGUUAGAUCCACCACCACCACCACUGAAGCAAGUGUGUUGACAAAAAAAACCUUCACAGGCAAGCAGCCAGCAACUGAGGACCAGUUAAGACUUUUUCUUGCCAUAUUUUUCCCCCCUUCUUUGUUUUUAUUGUCAUGGAAGGCAGUUUGAUCCCAGGUAGAAUGCAGCAAAAUUAGGAGAAACCAAAUAAUUCAGUGAAUUUAAAUUGGGAACACAUGGGAUGGAUUUUUUUUUUUCUUUUUUAACCAGGAUGAAACAUUUUAUACACAAAUAAACAGUGAGUAAUACUGUAAGAAUUAAUUAGCAGUGAGUAAACCAGUCAGUGAUACUGCCUCACAUCUUUACUGCCAUGCUCAGUGUACAGGUGAAAAAUCAGAGCAUAACAAU
Molecule: messenger RNA, 2914 nt
Organism: Calypte anna (Anna's hummingbird)
Lineage: Eukaryota; Metazoa; Chordata; Aves; Apodiformes; Trochilidae
Gene: PGBD5
Product: piggyBac transposable element derived 5
Exons: 7
Coding region: 10-1935 (641 amino acids)
Biological process (GO): non-replicative DNA transposition
Cellular component (GO): nucleus
Molecular function (GO): transposase activity
Source: RefSeq, a predicted model, not a curated record